Molecule: messenger RNA, 483 nt
Organism: Lathyrus sativus (Indian pea)
Lineage: Eukaryota; Viridiplantae; Streptophyta; Magnoliopsida; Fabales; Fabaceae
Source: the annotation of a GenBank genome assembly
AUGGUGGAUUGGAGGAAGUUAUUUUUUAGAAAUAUUUCUAGACCUAGAGUCAUCUUCACUUUAUGGAUGGUUUUCCAAAAUUGUCUUCUGACCAAAGAUAGUAUGAGGAAUCAUGGUUUGAUUACUAAUGGAAUUUUUGCGUUGUGUAAUUUACAAGAAAGUUGCCACCAAUUGUUCUUUGAGUGUGCAGCUACUAAGGAGGUAUGGAAGCAUAUUCUUGCUGGGAUUGGUGAUUUACAUAACCCGGGUGGAUGGAAAACGGAGCUAGCUUGGAUUAUUCAGCAAACUCGGGGCAAAGGAAGUCGCAUUAAACUUUUGAAGAUGGUUAUUGCUGAGACUGUCUACCAUAUUUGGACAGUGAGGAACAAAAUUAUCUUCCAAAACUGCAACAAGGACAUCUUUCAUAGUAAACAUAUUAGAGAAAUGAUGCUAGGGAGAAUUGAUAUGGAUAGGGAACUUGUAGCCUAUUGUGAUAGGAUGUAA